AUGGCCGCCACCCCAGCAGAAUCCAGAAUCCAAUCCCUAAAACUCCGCUACUGCCGCUACGUCGACACCCAGCAAUUCCCCCGCCUAACCUCCCUCAUCCUCCCCUCUUGCACCUUCAAUUUCAUCGACUACUUCUCCUCCUCUCCCAUCGUCGAACCGUCCGCCUCCGGGCCCGUGACACUCGGGUUUGACUCCCUGGCGUCCUGGACCUCUUACUUCUCCGAGAAAUUCAAAGGCCUCCGGACGAUGCAUUUGAUUUCGGGCGCGGGGGAGUUCACGAAGAUCAGCGAGGAUGAAUAUGAGGUUAUUUUUCCGGCGAUUUAUCAUGCGGCGCCGAAGGAGGGGGAGACGGGGUGGCAGGGGGCUGGCGGGGGACAUUAUUAUGAGAGGUGGGUGAGGAAGGGGAAGGAGGGAGGGGAGGGGGAACAAGGGGAGGAUUGGUAUAUGAAGAGUUUGAGGUUUGAGAGGUUGUAUUGGAAGUAUGUGGAGUGA
Messenger RNA from Neurospora tetraspora, 492 nucleotides. RefSeq lists its product as uncharacterized. Lineage: Eukaryota; Fungi; Ascomycota; Sordariomycetes; Sordariales; Sordariaceae. The transcript has a single exon. The record is from RefSeq and is a predicted model, not a curated record. Bases 1 to 492 code for a protein of 163 amino acids.